This is a messenger RNA of Calidris pugnax (ruff), 5754 nucleotides long. RefSeq names its product SH3-domain binding protein 4 (gene SH3BP4). NCBI's taxonomy places the organism in Eukaryota, Metazoa, Chordata, Aves, Charadriiformes, Scolopacidae. Bases 582 to 3479 code for a protein of 965 amino acids. The transcript is spliced from 6 exons. The record is from RefSeq and is a predicted model, not a curated record. Gene Ontology annotation, molecular function: protein binding. Gene Ontology annotation, cellular component: cytoplasm.
GUAGCCUCAAACCCGGAUACAUUAAAAUACAAAAAGGCAGAAGGUGGCUGAGUCACUUUUUAUUUUUUACUUUUUUUUUUUGUUUACUCUCUCCUGUGUUUCUUCAUCAUCUGGGUGUUUUUGCGUAAAUUAUAAGGAUGGUAAUGCAUGUCUGGCUUGCAGUCCUGUUCAACGAUGGGGGGAAAGCUGCAAUAAUAAUAAUAAUAUGAAAGCCUUUCCUUUUCACAGUUCUCUGCAAGCUCUGAAGUUGCUUCCUCUUGCCCCCUUCUCCUGCCCCGUGGGAGGGUUGCCCUGGGGAGCAUCCCGUCGUUUUUCAAGAGGGGAGAUCGCUGCCUCAGAGCAAAACCAGAUGUUUUUUAGCUGACUCCAGGAAACACCCUUUCAACCCAGCAAAGAAACGCGUCUGCGGCUCAUGAUGGUUUUGGCUCCCGUCAGCAUUUUCAGUGUAGCUGAAGGUAUCGUGUAAUCCACCAACGGAUCAGUACCUGGACUAAUCAGCAAGGCUGCUUCCCAAAGGUGACUCCAGAGCCCCUGUGGUUUGGGGAGAGGCCAUGGCUGCCUAGUGCCCCCCGGGACCGGAGAUGGCGGCGCAGAGGAUCCGGGCAGCCAACUCGGGCGGCCUGCCGCGCUGCAAGUCGGAGGGGACCCUCAUCGACCUCAGCGAGGGCUUCUCCGAGACCAGCCUCUGCGAUGUCAAAGUGCCUUCUCCUAGUGCCUUGCUGGUUGACAAUCCCACGUCCUUUGGAAACGCGAAGGAGGUAAUAGCAAUCAAAGACUACUGUCCGACUAAUUUCACCACUUUGAAGUUCUCCAAGGGGGACCACCUUUAUGUCUUAGACACGUCGGGAGGCGAAUGGUGGUACGCUCACAACACCACCGAAAUGGGUUACAUCCCUUCCUCCUACGUCCAGCCCGUCAACUACCGUAACUCUUCCUUAACGGACAGUGGGAUGAUAGACAAUCUACUUGAGAGCCCCGACGAGGGGGUCAAGGAGUUAGACCUGCUGGGAGAAUGGACUGACUCUGUGAAAAGAAACUCUGUGAAAUCCUUCAAUAACAACCCCUUCUUGAACGGAGUCCAGACCAACCCAUUUCUGAAUGGGAAUUUGCAAACGGCGCCCAACUCGGACAAAGAAUCCAACUCUAACUUUGCCGUUGACUUGUUGCUCUUUGACACGGGGGCUCCUACUUCAGUUGUUUCCAGUUCAGCCACUAAUAGCAGCCUGGGUAACAUUUUUGAUGAGUUUCCAUCCAUAAACAGGUUGGAUCUGGAACAGCCUGUGAAAAGGGACAAUCCCUUCUUCAGAAGUAAACGCUCCUACAGUUUGUCUGAAUUGUCUGUUCUUCAAGCCAAGUCGGACGCUCCGGCGUCUUCGGGUUUCUUCAGCGGUUUGAAAUCUCCCACCCCUGAGCAGUUCCAGAGCCGGGAAGAUUUUAGGACGGCAUGGUUGAACCACAGGAAGCUGGCUCGGUCUUGCCAUGACUUGGAUUUGCUUGGUCAAAAUCCUGGCUGGGGUCAGACGCAACCAGUGGAGACAAACAUCGUCUGCAAGCUGGAUAGCUCUGGUGGAGCCGUUCAGCUUCCAGACACCAACAUCAGCAUCCAUGUGCCAGAGGGCCAUGUGUCUCCUGGAGAAACGCAGCAGAUCUCCAUGAAAGCCAUGCUGGAUCCACCACUGGAACUGAACAGUGACAAGUGCAGCACCAUCAGCCCAGUCCUGCAGAUCAAACUCAGCAAUAUGGAGGUGAAAACCUUCAUCAUUCUGGAGAUGAAGGUGUCAGCAGAGGUCAAGAACGACGUCAUGAGCAAGAGUUUGGUAGGGCUGCAGUGCCUGCGGAGUGACAUGAAAGAGGGGCCGUACACACCAAUGCAGCUGAGCUAUUCCUAUGGGGACACAAUCCAGGUGCAGCUGGAGAACCUGGAGCCUUGUAUGUACAUCGCGGUCGUAGCCCAGGGACAGAACAUCCAUUACCCUUACACUGUUUGGGAUUACAUCAGCAAGAAGAUCACGGUUGGCGUCUACGGCCCAAAACACAUUCACCCUUCCUUUAAAACCGUUGUGGCCAUGUUUGGGCAUGAAUGUGCACCCAAAACUCUCCUGGUGAGCGAGGUCACAAGACAGUCCCACAGCCCAGCUCCCGUUGCCCUGCAGCUCUGGGGUAAGCAUCAGUUUGCUCUGUCCCGGCCUCAGGACCUCAAACUCUGCAUGUUCUCCAACAUGACCAACUACGAGGUGAAAGCUAGUGAGCAAGCCAAAAUCGUGCGGGGCUUCCAGAUGAAGCUGGGCAAGGUCAGUCGCCUCAUUUUCCCCAUUGCGUCCCAUGAUCCCAACGAGCUCUCAGACUUCACGCUAAGGAUACAGGUCAAGGAUGACAAGGAUGCCAUUUUGACCCAAUUCUGCGUCCAGACGCCGCAGCCAGCUCCAAAAAGUGCCAUCAAACCCACAGGGCAGAGGCGGUUCCUCAAGAAGAACGAGGUUGGAAAGAUCAUCCUUUCACCCUUGGCUGCCACCGCCAAGUAUCCAGUUUUUCAGGACCGGCCGGUGUUGAGCUUGAAGUAUGGCAAGCUGCUGAAGACAGUGGUGCGCCAAAGCAAGAACCACUAUUUGCUGGAGUACAAGAAAGGAGAUGUCAUAGCCCUCCUCAGUGAGGAGAAGAUCAGGUUGAAAGGGCAGCUGUGGACCAAGGAGUGGUAUAUUGGCUACUACCAGGGAAAAAUAGGCCUUGUGCACACCAAAAACGUGCUGGUGGUUGGGAAGGUCAAACCCAGUUAUUUUUCUGGGCCAGAUCUCACCACCAGCCUGUUGCUCGAGCAGAUCUUGAGGCCCUGCAAGUUCCUGACCUACAUCUACGCCUCUGUGAGGACUCUGCUUAUGGAGAAUCUGAGCAGCUGGCGGUCCUUUGCUGAUGCGUUGGGGUACUUGAACUUGCCACUCACAUUCUUCUGCCGAGCAGAGUUGGACAGUGAGCCAGAACGAGUGGCCUCCGUCUUGGAGAAGCUGAAGGAAGAUUGCAACAACACUGAGAACAAGGAGAGGAAAUCUUUCCAGAAGGAGCUGAUGACGGCCCUGCUGAAAAUGGAUUGCCAGGGGCUGGUUGUCCGGCUCAUCCAGGACUUUGUGUUGCUGACCACAGCUGUGGAGGUGGCCCAGCGUUGGAGGGAGCUGGCUGAGAAGCUUGCCAAGGUCUCCAAGCAGCAGAUGGAUUCUUACGAGGCCCCACACCGGGACAAGACGGGGGUGGUAGACAGUGAGGCCAUGUGGAAGCCAGCAUAUGAUUUUCUUCUCACCUGGAGCAGCCAGAUGGGCGACAGCUACCGUGAUGUCAUCCAGGAGCUCCACACCGGGCUGGAUAAGAUGAAGAACCCCAUCACCAAGCGUUGGAAGCAUCUCACCGGCACCUUGAUCCUGGUCAACUCCUUGGACAUGCUGCGUGCAGCUGCCUUCAGCCCUCAAGACCAUGAGGAUUUUGCCAUCUAGCUCCUGCAGUGACAUUUUUUUGUCCACAUCUCCUUUGCGGUUUCUUUUCUGUGCUUUCUGCCCCCUCCUCCCCUUUUUUUUAAGCAGUUGACUUGAAAAAGAAGGUUUUAAGAGGCCAAAGUUUGCAAGUUCUCCACUAGGACUGGAAAUCAGCAGGAGACGUCCCUCCUCGAUGGGAAGACAACCAGAAGGGGGGGUGGCUUUUCAUAUGGCAUUGAUACCAGUUAAUUAUUUCUUACUAAAAAAACUUCAAGGGGGUAAGGGAAUGGGGAGGGAUCACAAAAGAGGUGACGUUUUUUUAGGCAUUUACAAAUAAAAGUCUAAUUUUUGUAACGAGGGGUAAAGGUUGUAACCACUUCGGGGGGAAGCUGUGGCUGUUUUCUAUGUUGUAGAAACCACUUUUAAAUUAUCAUUUUUUGAGACAAACGUGAGUCGUGUAAAUACAUAUUUUAAGAGGAAGCACAGUAAAUGCCCUCCCCCACUGCCACAGUAAGGCUUUGGCAGACUCCCAGACGUGACUGUAAAGCACCAUGUGUCCUCAGCCCAACAAACUUCUUUCUUACACCAAAAAGGAGCUUUUAUUUUUUUUUUUUUCCAUUCACAGGCCCCGUGACCUCUUCUGUUGAUUCUUGUUUUAUUUUCGUGUCUCUGCAAACGUAUAUUUUCUCAUUUGCAGACAGGGAGAUGCUCUUUGCCUAUUUUCAGAUGUUCGGGUACCAUUUUUAACCAGGAGAAGCAGUCACAAGCCCCUUGUGCUUCACCUUGCCCGGGUGCUGUAGGACAUCUCUGGAAGAAGCUGGAGGUUUGGGGUUCAGCAGAGACCUCCUUGAGAGAGACAGGCCAGGAGAAUGGUGAGAAUGGCUCCACCCUGCCGUGGCAGCAAACUGUUUGGGCUGCUCCUCUCCAGAUGCUCCUGCUCUGGGGAAAGAGGCCAGAAAAAGGGAGGAAAUUGUCGCCGUCCAUAUAUAUAUCUCUUUACCCCCAAAAAGAAGGAAAAGAGAAAAUGUUUCUCCUGAUUUGAAAUCUGAGCUCACUGGAGGUGCUCCAGAUGUGCUAUGGGGCUUAACGCUCGUUGCCAUUGGUUUCAGAGGGCUUUGAGUAGGGCUUUUCAAAGCUCCUAAAGUCCAGCUUAACUUGUAAAUAAACCUAUAAACCUGGUGCCAUCGAGCUAAAUAUUUGCAGCACCAAGUGCCCGUGCUUUUCCCCGUUUAUUUUGUAGCUGAGUCUUUUGAACGACCUCCCCUCUUCCUUCUGCCCCCCCCAGCUCUCAAAUAUUUUACAUGGGAGGGAAAUAUGUUUUGCACAGAAAGAUUUAUUUUAAGUGCACAGUCUUCUUUAUAGCGAAAACUGUUACGGCAGAAAGGUUAGUUGUUACAGCACAGCAUGAUUUUCUUUCAGGUUAAUCCAAACAAAAAAGAAAAAAAUGAAGAAUGGGAAAGGCAUCCUGUAGAUUGUGCUGGUGCAGUGGCCUUGAGAGGGAACGACCUCCUUUCCUCUUCCCCAAAAUCAUGUCCCCAGCAACCAGUCGCUCUCGCUGGACCCCACAAGAAGUAAGAUUAGCACCUUAAUUUCUCCUCAGGGGCUUUAAGGAGUUUCCUAUGCAACUCAACGUAGCACAGAGAGGGUCCCUCAGCAGCUGAGCCCGCUAUGUGUCCCCUUUUCUUUUUUCCUAAGGCACCCUAAGAGCACAUUUUUCCAUGGACAGGCAGAAAUCUCCACUGCAAUAGGGAAUAGCUCCCACAAGAGCGUGUGUGCACGUGGAGGGAUGGCCUUCUCCUGGGUUUUUAUCCAAAUCUUGGCUUUGGCUCUUCUCCUGGCAAGGUCUGGCAGAAUGGCCACGCUGGGGACCCUGGUGGUUGUCAGCAGCAGGCGAGGGCAGGAGUUUGAGCCUCCUCUGUUUUUGGGGGUGCCCCUGAAUGAUUUCAGCUUUCCCCUGCCUCCCCCUUAGUUUUUCUAACUACCUCAGGUACUCCCUAUUACCCAACUUAACAUUUCAGCCACAGCCUGGGACACCUCAUUGAUGGCCUGUGCCCUCCCCGAGGCUGGCACAUUUUGGGGCCCUUUGUGGGGUAAGGGCUGUGUUAAUUUAUCCCUGCCCUUGGGCUGAAAUCCCAUCCCUCCUCACGUGCUGGGGGUGGGUGUGUGUCCUUGGGAUGCCUUCUGCCCACUAAAUGUCAAGCCUUUCUCCCAAAGCUCUGGUCUGGGCUUUGCGUUGCCACCCUUCAUGCAGUAAUUGGUUAUUGUACUUAUCGUUUAAUGUUCCUUUUUUUUUUUU